Molecule: messenger RNA, 1086 nt
Organism: Fusarium subglutinans
Lineage: Eukaryota; Fungi; Ascomycota; Sordariomycetes; Hypocreales; Nectriaceae
Exons: 1
Coding region: 1-1086 (361 amino acids)
Source: RefSeq, a predicted model, not a curated record
AUGACACCAAGACAACCACCAUCAGAUGCGCAUUACAAAGCACCAUAUGAAGCCCUCCAUGGCUACCACGCAAUUUUGGACAAGACGGUGGAACUUUUACCCGACGAGAUCCUGCACCAUCUCCGCGGGUGGCGGGAAUACAUCCAUCGAUUAGCCAUAUACCGUCAAGAUAACAACUCACCCGAAAUAAGAGAAAUCCCACACCUUGACAAGCGCGAAGCACUGGGGUUCAGAAAUAAGACAGUUCUUAUUUAUGUCCUGAAUGGGGGUGGUAUUGGAGGACUAUGGGAGCCAGUUCUACAUAACUAUCUCUAUCGCCGAUGGUUUCAACCAUAUCUCUCGGAUAUCGAUCAUGGCGAAUAUAUGGCAAUAUUAAUGAAGCCCUUUGAUCAGCCUCCGACAUCCAAUGAUGAUUCUGCCGUCAGUCAUGUGUCAGACAUUCAUUCCAUGAUCAACCGUCGGCUUGACUCCCUCGAACCCGAAACACCGCCACUUUAUACCACUCGUCCUCUGUUCAGGGCAUUCUUUAUAGCCAUCCCAGGCCGGAAUUGGGGUGGCUGCGCUACUCUGGAAAACAUCGCGUCUUUAAAAGUCCUAAUUGUUCUCACUGGACAGACAAAAGGACUCAGCGCACCGAUUUCUUUCGCCUCUAUCGCGGACAAGUCUGAGGCUAGGACUUUAAAUGGUCUGGAAGCCGUUGAAGCCGACCUCGAGACAGCCGUUGACUUUGUAAUGGACCUAGAACAUCGGGAAGAAGAUGUUUUUGGUCUUCAACCUGAUCCGGUUGCUGCAUCGAGAGGUACGCGUCCAUUUACUCAGGAGCCGCUUUAUGAGUGGGAGCAAUACGUGGCGGGAAAACUGGGAUGGAAAGGCGGAAAGAUUGUUGGGCCGAGUUCGCGUUGGGUAGACAUGAACAUGUAUAUACCUUGGACGGGGCUUGGAGCGCAGGUUGAUGCGGUCAUGAUGAAUAACCAGGUAAGGGUCAUGUGGAACUGGCAUCGGCGAAAUUGCAGGUGUGAGAAGAAGGAGUGGGUGUUUGUUGAUGAAGAUACAUCUCAGGAUGAAAGCAGAGUCACCAGGGAGUAA